Messenger RNA from Hevea brasiliensis (rubber tree), 1228 nucleotides. RefSeq names its product ACT domain-containing protein ACR12. NCBI's taxonomy places the organism in Eukaryota, Viridiplantae, Streptophyta, Magnoliopsida, Malpighiales, Euphorbiaceae. Bases 55 to 954 code for a protein of 299 amino acids. The transcript is spliced from 10 exons. The record is from RefSeq and is a predicted model, not a curated record. Gene Ontology annotation, cellular component: chloroplast stroma; chloroplast thylakoid membrane.
GUACAUUCUAAAAGCUUAACCCGACCAAGCAAGUUUAGUUAAAAUAGGACUGAUAUGCUCUGUAUGUCGAUAGAUCAAAAAACUUCCAUUUCUAUGGCUUCCUCUAAUAACCUCUUAUCUUCUUCUCAAAUCCAUCGUCAUCGACCCAAGGAUUUCACCCCUCAAUUCUCUUUUCCUCCUCUCGAUUCCUUCUCUAAUUCUUCUCCUAUUCGCCUCGAAACUCGAAUAGUUUUCUCCAAAAAAAGGGGCAUUUUUUGUGCUUCCACUAAUAAUGCAAAUGCUGCAAGCUCAAUUCCUUUGAAAUCUGAACAGGAUGAUUAUGUUCCCAUGCCAGUAGUUCUGAUAGACCAAGAUUCUGACUCUGAAGCAACGAUUGUACAAAUCAGCUUUGGAGAUCGUCUUGGAGCUCUCAUUGAUACGAUGAAGGCCUUGAAAGAUUUGGGAUUGGAUGUAGCAAAAGGAUCUGUUCUCACUGAAGGAUCUGUUAAGCAAACAAAAGUCUUUAUUACUCGUUUAGACAAUGGGCGAAAAGUUGAAGAUCCUGAUAUGUUAGAGAGAAUUCGACUUACCAUCAUUAGCAACCUUCUGAAGUACCAUCCAGAAUCUAGUGAGCAACUUGCUAUGGGUGAGGCUUUUGGAAUAAAGGCUCCUGAGAAAAAGCUUGAUGUUGAUAUUGCAACUCAUAUACAUGUCAAAGAUGAUGGACCCAAGCAGAGCUUGCUUUACAUUGAGACGGCAGAUCGACCUGGAUUACUUGUUGAAAUCAUUAAAAUCAUGGCUGAUAUCAAUGUUGAUGUAGAAUCAGCAGAGAUUGAUACAGAAGGAUUGAUAGCCAAAGACAAGUUUCAUGUCAGCUACAGAGGGGCAGCCUUAAAUAGUUCAUUGUCUCAGGUGCUCGUGAACUGUCUACGUUACUACCUUAGAAGACCAGAAACAGACAUUGAUAGCUACUAAUACUUGGUGGACAUUGUGCCAAAAUGUUCUUUGUACCAAAAUGCAAUUGAGCCUAAAUUCAUCUGCUAAGUUGUAUGUAUGUCUCUAAUAUCCUGAGAGAUAAUGUUCUUAGCUGUAAUCUGAUGCUUGUGGAACCCUCAAACUAAUAAUUUGUGCCUUGUUAUUGCUCCUAUACAUUCAAGGGUAUACAUUUCACAAAUAUGAUUAGUCAUGUUGUGCGCAUGGAAAGUGUUUUCGCUGUUAAGCGCUUCAAAUGAAGUUCUAUUUUAUUGAA